Molecule: messenger RNA, 777 nt
Organism: Prunus armeniaca (apricot)
Lineage: Eukaryota; Viridiplantae; Streptophyta; Magnoliopsida; Rosales; Rosaceae
Source: the annotation of a GenBank genome assembly
AUGGACAGAAGGUGGAUACAGAACCCGAACAGAUGCACAAACGAAUACUUGGAUGGAAUCGAUGAUUUUAUUGAGUUUACACGUAGAUACAACCCGGGUGCAACUAGAAUCCGUUGUCCUUGUAGGAGGUGUAACAACACGUUGUGGGAGACAAUUGAAAAUGUUGGAUUUCAUUUAGUAAGGAAUGAAAUGAUUGAGACAUAUAGCAUUUGGAACCUUUACGGGGAACAAUUAGAGAGCAUGCUUCGAUUUUUUCCAUUUGCAUCGACCAACAUCAAUCAAGAAGAGGAAGAUGACGUGCCUACACCAAUAGACAGUGCGGAGUUUGAACAAUAUGAAAAAUUGUUAAAAAAUGCCAACCAAGAGUUGUACCCGGGGUGCGAGAGCUUUUCUAUUCUCACGGCCAUUGUGGAGCUAAUGCACGAAAAAAUAAAGUAUCGUAUGUCGAACCUGUGUUUCGAUUACUUUUUGGAGGUUUUCAAGAGAAUACUUCCAACGGACAAUUGUUUGCCGAAAGACCAUAAACAUACGCAGAAGGUGUUGAAUGGUCUGGGAUUGGGUUAUGAAAAAAUUCAUGCUUGCAAAAACAAUUGCAUGUUAUUCUACAAAGAGCAUGAAUCAUUGGAUACAUGUCCUAUAUACAAUGAGUCGAGGUUCAAGAUGACAUCUCAGAAUAGGACGACUAAGAUCCCAAAAAAAGUCAUGUGUUAUCUGUCCCUGAAACCUAGGUUGCAGCGAUUGUAUAUGUCGACGCAUACUGCCACAGACAUGAGAUGA